CUCUCUGUCUCUCCCUCCCUCUCUCCCCCCCCUCCAUUCCUCUCUCUGUCUCCCUUCCUUCUCCCCCAGAAUGUUUCCUGUUCUGCCAGGUAAUGGGCGUGUUACCCAGGAUGACUUGGUGGUUGGCGGUUACUUCAUCCCCAAAGGGACCCAGUUGGCUCUAUGUCACUACUCUACCUCCAUGGACGAGGAGAAUUUCCCCGGGGCUGAUGACUUCCGUCCAGACCGCUGGAUCAGGAAGGACGCUACGGACCGGGUGGAUAACUCGGCUCCAUCCCGUUCGGCUACGGCAUCAGGAGCUGCAUCGGCAGGAGGAUAGCUGAACUGGAGAUGC
Molecule: messenger RNA, 334 nt
Organism: Oncorhynchus tshawytscha (Chinook salmon)
Lineage: Eukaryota; Metazoa; Chordata; Actinopteri; Salmoniformes; Salmonidae
Product: cytochrome P450 27C1-like
Exons: 2
Coding region: 71-319 (82 amino acids)
Molecular function (GO): monooxygenase activity; heme binding; iron ion binding
Source: RefSeq, a predicted model, not a curated record